ACCUGGCACUGCGUAUGGGUCCAGGAAGCAGAAGCGAGCGAGAGGAAACUUAAAACUUCGGACUGGAGCCCGAGAGACGCGGUAUGAGGAGAUUUUGUGUCUUGGGGCCCCCAGCCCCUAGGCCGCAGGGCAUCAUCCCAUGGAGCAAAGUUUGGCCGCAGCUUGGGGAUCAGUGAGGGAUUCUGGAGCCGAAGCGCCCCCGGCGGGGUGGCAGCAAGCACCGCAGUCUCGACACCUGCUCUGAUGCCCCGCGUUAGUGCCGCCGCCGCCGGAGCGACAGGGAGGCGGGAGGCAUCGCUGCAGCACAACUCCCCACCCCUUUCCUCUCUUCCCUACUCCCCCACCCCACCCGCACCCCAACACCCGCCCCAGGCUGGUGACUCCGCCUCUCCGUGCUGGGCGGCUCUCUGGCUGGAGCUGGGAAGGAAGGGAGCGCUUCCCCAGGACUAAGCUCCGAGCUGAGGCUGAGAAGCGGACGCCGCUAGCUCAGACCCCGGGGGCGGGAGCUGGACGGGCCCGGGAACGCCGGAUGGGACGCCCCCAAGGGUUCUGUGCGCGCCCCGUUGCCAAGCCCCAGUCCUAGGCGCCCGGGCGCCCAGCCCGCCCCGCCGCAGCCCGCGGCCUGACCGGAGGGGAGCAUGCGGCCCCGGGCCCCGCGGACCCCGGCCACAGGGCGGCGGGGACCCAGCUGCAGCGCCCCGCGCCCUAGGGCGGCGGCGGGUGAGGAACCGCGGGGGCCAGCGAGUCGUCGGGGCAAGGACACCAGCGCCGCCCCAGCCCGGGCUCCGGAAGGGCCGCGGGACCCGUGCGCGGCGGCCUGAGCGCCGAGAAGGAGGAGAAGGAGGCGGAGGCGCCCGCCGUCCGUCCAGGCUCUGGAGAGACUGUGAGGGGCUCCGCAGCAGCCCCGGACCCCCGGCCACCAUCCUCACGUUUCUGCUCCCGCGGAGGGGAUGCCGCGGCCCGGGCCCCGAGCACCGCCCCGGCCCCGGGGCUGAGCUGCGGACCAUGUCCUCCCGCAGCCCCCGGCCCCCGCCCCGCCGCUGCCGCCGCCGCCUGCCGCGGCCCUCCUCCUCCUGCUGCUGCUGCUGCUGCCGCCGCUCGCACCUCAACGAGGACACGGGGCGCUUCGUGCUGCUGGCGGCGCUCAUCGGCCUCUACCUGGUGGCGGGCGCCACGGUCUUCUCGGCGCUGGAGAGCCCCGGCGAGGCGGAGGCGCGGGCGCGCUGGGGCGCCACCCUGCGCAACUUCAGCGCGGCGCACGGGGUGGCGGAGCCCGAGCUGCGCGCCUUCCUCCGGCACUACGAGGCCGCGCUGGCCGCCGGCGUCCGCGCCGACGCGCUGCGCCCGCGCUGGGACUUCCCCGGCGCCUUCUACUUCGUGGGCACCGUGGUCUCCACCAUAGGUUUCGGCAUGACCACGCCCGCCACCGUGGGUGGGAAGGCCUUCCUCAUCGCCUAUGGACUGUUCGGCUGCGCUGGGACCAUCCUGUUCUUCAACCUCUUCCUGGAGCGCAUCAUCUCGCUGCUGGCCUUCAUCAUGCGCGCCUGCCGGGAGCACCAGCUGCGCCGCAGCGGCCUGCUGCCCGGCGCCUUCGGCGGCCGCGGCUCGGCGCUCUCGGAGGCCGAGGGCCUGGCGGGCUGGAAGCCGUCGGUGUACCACGUGCUGCUGAUCCUGGGCCUGUUCGCCGUGCUGCUGUCGUGCUGCGCCUCGGCCAUGUACGCCAGCGUGGAGGGCUGGGACUACGUGGACUCGCUCUACUUCUGCUUCGUCACCUUCAGCACCAUCGGCUUCGGGGACCUGGUGAGCAGCCAGCGCGCCGCCUACCGGAACCAGGGGCUGUACCGCCUCGGCAACUUCCUCUUCAUCCUGCUCGGCGUGUGCUGCAUCUACUCGCUCUUCAACGUCAUCUCCAUCCUCAUCAAGCAGGUGCUCAACUGGAUGCUGCGCAAGCUGAGCUGCCGCUGCUGCGCGCGCUGCUGCCCGGCGGCGCCCGGCGCGCCCCUGGCCCGGCGCAACGCCAUCACCCCGGGCUCCCGGCUGCGCCGCCGCCUGACCGCACUCGGCGUGGACCCCGCGGCCGCGGCCUGUGACAGCGACGCCGAGGGCCGCCGCCUGUCCGGGGAGCUCAUCUCCAUGCGCGACCUCACCGCCUCCAACAAGGUGUCGCUGGCGCUGCUGCAGAAGCAGCUGUCCGAGACGGCCAACGGCUACCCGCGCGGCGUGUGCGCCCACACGCGCCAGAACGGCUUCUCGGGCGGCGUGGGCGCGCUGGGCAUCAUGAACAACCGCCUGGCCGAGACCAGUGCCUCCAGGUAGACUGCCCGCCCGCCUGCCCGCCUCGCCGCGUGCACCAGGGAUCCCCAGGCUGGCUGGCGUGCCACCAGGCGUGGUUUGCUCUCCUUCUCUCAGACGCUGGCGCUUUCUUAAUCUUUAUCCAAUAAAAUGAAACCAAAAAAAAUAUUUUUUUUUUCAAGAAAUACUACUUGGACAGGCCUGAUGUGAUCAGGGGCAGGUUGUGGGGGAAACCUGUUUUUUCUGGUGGGUCCCCUCUUCUUGGAGAACCGUGGCGGCCCCCAGCAGAUUCUCCUCAGGGAGAGAGAAAGUGGCACCCAGACCCUCACGCGAUGCAGAUUGCAGCCAGGAGAGAGUGCCGGUCCUGGGUGGUGCAGACUGGCAUUCAACCCGGUCCGUCCCCAUGGGCAUAAGCAGCCGGCAACCCCAAAACAUAUGGUGCGACUUCACGUGGCUCCGAGUUACCUCCGCAGCAUUUAGAAUCCUGGCCCAGCCUAGCAGCUUCCUUCUGGUCGUCAGAAGUGAGAUAGUCACAGUUUUGACAGAUGGGGGUGGGGAGGGCCAUCUGUUACCUCCUGGUGCACAUAUAUAGCACAGCCGCUACACACACAAGUGGUGUAGUAUUACGCAAUGAGAUGAAACAAGCACCGACUCGGAGACCGUGGCGUUUCCGAGAUUUGGAAAUGGUGAUGGUAAGGGGCUUAGCUGGCCUUUCUCAGCCUGUAUUCCACUGAGCACAGUACCCAGGGCAGCUCCUUGUAAAUGAAGGAAACCUGGGUGGCCUGCCCGAGGGGAGCUCUGGGCUGCAGGAGCCCCGCUCUGCGUCGCCUGCCUGAUCUCAGAGGCUCCACACCUAUCUCUGAACCCCCAACCCUCCUUUCUCUCACCAGCACCAUCCACCAGAUCGCUUCUCAUCCUUAGCCAGGGAUGUGCGUCUUCUCAGACAAGGCUCUGCUUUGUUAGUGUGGGCUCUUUUUUCUCCUUAACUCUGAUCACUUCCGCAUUUUUCCCCUUCAGAGAGAGCCUGAGGGUGCAGAACACAGCCCCAGCCCACCCUCCAGCUCUGACGAAUAGGGCUCUGCCAGGAACCCAAAGCAGCCAUUUCACACACGUCAGAAAACUGGGCUUCGGAGCCCAUGUUUUGGAGGCACAUGCCAUCCUGAACCCUAUGUGGCCCCCACAGAUAAUUGAGUGAGUGUGCUUCCCCCACAGAGUACGCACUGGAGGUGGAGGAAGCCGGGAGGGAGGGAGCUGAGGAGCAGGCCGAUGGAAACAAUCUGAGGAUUCCGGUUUGGCUCUGGAUGAUCCUCAAGCUGAGGGACAGGUUCUCCCAGAUGCUCCCUCUGCCACACGGGGGUCACUGACCUGGAGGAGGGCCAGGUCCCCCUCCUUUGAUGAAAGGAAGGGGGGGGGGUGUCUUGGACUAUGAAGGAACAAAACCUUCGGCUCAUGUUUCUCAUCUGGAAAGAGGAUGAUCCCAAGGACAAAUGCCAGUGUUUAGUCAGACAUGGUAUGACCCAGCAACACACAUAGACAGCUUCUGGCAGGAAGUCUUAGACAGCACCAGACGCCUCACACCACUGUCUGCCCGAGAAGCACUGAAAGCUGUGAAACCUCCCUCCCUGGCGGUGAGGAAAGCAUAUGUGUCUGGAACACACACAUACACACAUACACG
Messenger RNA from Pipistrellus kuhlii (Kuhl's pipistrelle), 3967 nucleotides. It is a transcript of the gene KCNK12, whose product is annotated as potassium two pore domain channel subfamily K member 12. Gene Ontology annotation, biological process: potassium ion transmembrane transport; stabilization of membrane potential. Lineage: Eukaryota; Metazoa; Chordata; Mammalia; Chiroptera; Vespertilionidae. Gene Ontology annotation, cellular component: membrane. Bases 1006 to 2316 code for a protein of 436 amino acids. The transcript is spliced from 3 exons. Gene Ontology annotation, molecular function: potassium ion leak channel activity. The record is from RefSeq and is a predicted model, not a curated record.